AUGAGGAGUUGGGGUUCAUGGGUUUCUGAGAUAAGAGCACCAAAUCAGAAAUCAAGAAUAUGGUUAGGAUCUUACUCAACUUCUGAAGCAGCAAUAAGAGCCUAUGAUGCAACCCUUUUAUGCGUUAAGGGCCCAACUGCAAAUCUAGCGGCGACUGCCACCAGUACCGGUCCGUCUCUAUCUCCACCACCAUCUCCAUCUUAUUCAUCACCAUUAUCACCGGUUUCACCAUCUCAAUCAAUAACUUCAUCUAAUGAGAAAAGCCACAGAUUGUCUUUUGAAAACGAUCCACUUGAUGGCACCUUGAUAUCGAUGGUUGCACCAUGGUGCAAUGUAUUUGAUUCCCCAAGGUACAUUGAUGUGAUGAACAACAAGUCUUUGUUUGAUCCCUCCGAUGAAGAAGCUUGUGAACUUCGUCUCUGGAGCUUCUACUGA
Messenger RNA from Lactuca saligna, 435 nucleotides. NCBI's taxonomy places the organism in Eukaryota, Viridiplantae, Streptophyta, Magnoliopsida, Asterales, Asteraceae. The record is from the annotation of a GenBank genome assembly.